Messenger RNA from Capronia coronata CBS 617.96, 2256 nucleotides. Its product is annotated as phosphatidylinositol glycan, class Q. The transcript is spliced from 2 exons. Gene Ontology annotation, cellular component: endoplasmic reticulum; membrane. The coding region runs from base 1 to 2256 and encodes 751 amino acids. Gene Ontology annotation, biological process: GPI anchor biosynthetic process. The record is from RefSeq and is a predicted model, not a curated record. NCBI's taxonomy places the organism in Eukaryota, Fungi, Ascomycota, Eurotiomycetes, Chaetothyriales, Herpotrichiellaceae.
AUGGUCGAGAAUAGCGAUGGCAUGCUACGGAUAUUCUGGCCGAACAGUCUUACUCGGACAACCGCACCCGGAGUAAUAGUAGGAUGGAAGAAUUCAGAAUUGGAUUUCUUUGUGAUAACUGUCUUGGAGGAUGUCGAGGUCCGAAAUGUCGAGUCUGCGCUGCGGAUAGGCACACUCUUUCGCAACAGUCCAUAUCCCGUGGCUAGGAUCUUCCAACUUUGCGACCGAUCCGCCAUGCACGUCCUGGGCACGCUCAAUCAUCCAGAUUUGCCCGAGAUAUAUGACCCAACCAGACUUUGUGCCUUUAUUAUGCCUGGGGAGAAAAGGCCUCGCAUAUACUGUCCAGCAAGAGCGGAAAUCUCGGUGCAAGUCGUUCUCUUCGAUCCACCAAAUCCAACUCAAAUGCAAUACAUGUCUCUUACGCCAAUAUCCCUUGCUCUCGGUCGGGAUUAUUACUCGGAAAGAGCCCCCCUGUAUUUUCCGGAUGAGGUGGAGGUGCAAGCAGAGAGAGAGCAUGAGAGAGUGACUCAGCUGGUCAACAAGCUCCGAUACCAUACCGUUGUGCGACAUCGGUCAACAAAAAAGGAGCUUGCCUUGAACGCGAUCCUGCGGCAAAUCAACUGUGCGCAGGAAGUUGCCGAUUUGUUACAAAAGAAUACGCCCCUGGUGGGACCGCGUAGGAAGAGAAGCUUGUCAGUCAGUGAAAGGGUCGUCGAGUCGGCACAGUCUCUCUACGCCUUUGCUGCGUGGACUGUCUGGACACUUUUCAUGACAUACGCCUUCCCGACUCUAUUGUCCUUAUUCAAGAUUGCCAUCAUUGGGCAUCGCAUCCUUGCUGAAGGCAUCCUGCAGAUCCUUGAAUGGCCAUUGCCAUUGCAGAGACUACAGCUCCCGGAAAGUCGACGAUCAUUCAACGGAACUGUUGCCCUGAAGGACAUCUCGGCCUGCUGCCAACAGGUCCACUUGCGGCUCCAACAAUUUUCCUACUAUCCAACGCAGUAUGCGCUUCUGCGGCGACGACAUGCGACUUGGUCUUCUUUUCCUACGAGCAACAGCGAUUACAUUCGAUUCUACAACUCUCUCUGGCUGGUUGCGAACGACGUUAUCAUUGGCAUAGCCCUAGGAAGUUUUCUCAGCGACAAUGCUCAAACCGCGUCGGAGUUCAUCGGCGGAAUACUCGACGAGUACACAAUUGAAGGGCUGAGACGAAUGAUCCGAUGGCUUAUGUCGUUUCCUGGUGGUCUCAAGUUGAAUACCGAACUGGCAGCAUUUCUGGGUGAUUUGUUUCUGUGGGUUAUUGAGUAUUGGUCCUCGACAACCGUUAUGCUCGUUUUGCCACGAUUACCGACAAUUGUAUAUUUCAUUGGAAUUUCCUCCUUCGCCGGGGCGAGCAUGCCGAUCGCCAUCUUUUCCGACCUGCUCAGUCUGAUGACGAUCCACAUCUACUCGUUUUAUGUGGCCAGCGCGCGCAUAUUCAACUGGCAGCUCACCAUCAUCAUCAGCCUUUUCCAUCUGUUCCGUGGCAAGAAGAGAAAUGUGCUGCGCAAUCGCAUCGACAACUGCGACUAUGAUCUGGACCAGCUCCUUCUCGGUACAAUCUUGUUCACGUUGCUAUUUUUCCUGCUCCCAACUGUGGUCGUCUUCUAUUUGACGUUCGCCUCGGCUCGAAUGGCAAUCAUAUCAUUGAAGGCAACUCUGGACACUUGCCUCGCAUGCCUCAAUCAUUUUCCUUUGUUUGCGUUGAUGCUCAGGCUCAAGGAUAGCAAGAGGUUACCAGGGGGGGUGCACUUUGAACUCUUGGACGCCGAGCAACAUCGACUUCAGUGGCAGGAAGAGACAGAGCGCGAUGCUAGCAAAGAGGACGACGCAGACGUCGACGUCGACGUCGACGACCAGCAUGAACAAUCCGAAUCGAGUGUCGCGUACGUGCGUCUCUCCUCCACCCCUUUGUCACUGCGACACAUCUUCGAACAAUAUUUCCAGCUCUGGGCACGGAUCCGUCAACACUAUCUCUCACCCAAGGUGGUCUUUAGACUUUUGACGGGUCGUUUUGUGCCGCCUCUGGGCAGAAGCGAGAUGUAUGGGCUGCAGUAUUCGGUACUUCCAAGAGAGCGUGCGACAAUCUCUGAGGUCUGGAAGAGCUUGAGUGAGACCAUGACCGCGGGCGCAGUGUCGGGCAGUAGCCAUGCGCAUUCACAUCUACAAGAAGGAUCUCUAGGCAGUCAUGGCAGAGCCAUCGGCAAGCGAUGGGGAUGA